AUGGUGAAGCUUCAUCCCUUGAGCCAAAUCAACCACUCUCAAAAAACCGCUUUUCUCGGCGUUUUCCUCUCCGUCUUGCCAUUUCUCUUUCCCAAUCUCUUGCAACCUCUCGCUCGUGCUUCCCCUUCCAUGUUCUCCGAAUGGAUUGCUCCUAAACCUAGGCACGUGACAUUGCUACAGGGUGCUCUGCAACACGAAACUUCUCUUCAAGUACAAGCUAAUGUCUGGGCUCCUCUGGCUUUCCAAGGAUGGCAACCUUGUACCGUACAUCCAAAAUCACCUUCGCUACCCGAAAAAUCUAAGGGUUAUAUUCAAGUUUUCCUUGAUGGAGGAUUGAACCAGCAGAAGAUGGGGAUAUGUGAUGCAGUAGCCGUUGCUAAAAUUUUGAAUGCAACUUUGGUAGUCCCACAUUUUGAAGUGAAUCCUGUUUGGCAAGAUACAAGUUCGUUUGCGGAUAUAUUUGAUGUGGAUCACUUCAUUGAUGUUCUCCGUGAUGAAGUAUCUAUAGUGAAAGAGCUUCCUAGUGAGCACUCUUGGAGCACAAGAGAGUACUAUGCCACGGGUAUCAGAGAUACUAGAAUUAAAACAGCACCUGUUCAAGCUACUGCAGAGUGGUAUAUAGAAAAUGUAUUGCCGAUACUUCAAAGUUAUGGUGUUGCUGCUAUUGCACCGUUCUCUCACCGCUUGACAUUCAACGGCUUACCUUUAGACAUCCAGCGUCUCCGUUGUAAGGUCAACUUUGAUGCAUUGAAGUUUGUUCCACAUGUCCAGGAAUUAGGAAGUAUCAUUAUUCAGCGCCUUCGCUACAAUGCUACUGUCGACCAAGCAGAAGCAAAUGACUAUUUGCUAGAGGAAACCCAUAAACUAGGAAAACGGCAAAGCGGGAAGUUUGUUGUGUUGCAUCUGCGUUUUGAUAAAGAUAUGGCUGCCCAUUCAGCCUGCGAUUUUGGUGGGGGUAAAGCUGAGAAACUUGCUCUAGCUAAAUACAGGAAGGUGCUUUGGCAGGGAAGAGUAUUGAAUUCUCAAUUCACCGAUGAAGAGUUGAGAAGUCAGGGGCGUUGCCCACUGACUCCAGAAGAGAUUGGAUUGCUCCUAGCUGCUUUGGGGUUCAACAACAGAACACGGCUCUAUCUUGCUUCCCACAAGGUUUAUGGUGGAAAAGCUAGGUUGGAAACUUUAAGCAAGUUAUUUCCUUUUAUGGAAGAUAAGAAGAGUCUAGCCUCUGAAGAGAAACUUGCCAAGGUUAAAGGAAAGGCAUCAUUAUUAGCUGCUGUUGAUUAUUAUGUGAGCAUGCACAGUGACAUCUUCAUUUCUGCUUCUCCAGGCAACAUGCACAAUGCUCUGGUGGCGCAUCGUGCUUAUACGAAUAUGAAGACUAUCAGACCAAGCAUGGGACUUUUGGGCCAGCUAUUUCAGAACAAGAGCAUGAGCUGGUCGGAAUUUCAGCUUGCAGUUCUUGAUGGGCAUAAGAACAGACAAGGGCAGAUAAGAUUAAGAAAGGAGAAACAAUCAAUAUAUACCUAUCCAGCUCCUGAUUGCAUGUGUAGAGUUUGA
Messenger RNA from Vicia faba (fava bean), 1554 nucleotides. The record is from the annotation of a GenBank genome assembly. NCBI's taxonomy places the organism in Eukaryota, Viridiplantae, Streptophyta, Magnoliopsida, Fabales, Fabaceae.